CAGGACGGAACAAAGGUUCAAGAGGUUAGGAAUUGGUGAGGGUGUCAACACAGGAUGCAAAGGGUUAAAAGCAAAGGAGUCGGAGAGUCCAGCUGACACCGACACACCUUGGUUGCCUGGGGUUUAACGCCCGGGCGGGCAGUGUCAGACCCCCUAGGGUCACCGCUACACACCCCGGACCCUGGACAGCGCCGGUCACUGAUGGACCUGAGCCUCCCCGGCGCCCCGCCCUCCCUUAAACCUCAGGGGGCGGAGCCCCAGGCCGCUUCCGUGGCCGCUGGUGCGCGGAGAGACGCCGGCCCUGCUGCGCCUGCGCGGCUGCUACGUCCCGCGGGGAGGGCGGGUCCCGCUUCUGCUUCCGGGCGGCGGGAGGCGCGUGUCCCGCAGUGGGGGCGGUGCGGCCGUGGGGCCUCUUCCCGGGGCUCCCCUUCCGCGCGCCCGGGACUGUUGACCUUCGGGGACGUGGCAGUCAGGUUCUCGCAGGACGAGUGGGAAUGCCUGGCGCCUGCCCAGCGGGCCUUGUACAGGAGCGUGAUGCAGGAGAACUACAGGAACCUGGUCUCUGUGGCGGUGUCUUCUCAGUAUGAAAAAGCCUUGUUACCCGAGCAAGCCGUAAAAGACUCAUUCCAAAGAGUGCUCCUGGGAAGAUGUGGGAGCUGUGACCCUGGGGACUCACACCUGAGGACACACUGGGACGGGGAGGCUGAGCAUGGAGGGCAGGACGGCCGUCACGGAGGAGUGCAGAGCCACGGGAGGAGCCCAUGGGAUAAGCCCUUUCCCGUCAGUCGGGACCCACAUCCCGGGGUGACUCAGGACAAAACCCAGUUCAAGUCAGUUACUGUUACAGAAGAAUGUGUUUCUGUGAGUAAAUGUCAUCAUCCAGUUUUGAAACAUAACUUUUCUCCAAAAGAAAUUUCUCCAAAAGAAAACCUGGAAAAUCUGAAAAUUGAGGAGGGCCAUGGUGCAAAUUAUCAGUUGAAUCAUUUUAAGUAUAGCAAUUCACUAGACAUCAAGUCAUACCAUUUGGAUGACCAAAGAUACAAUGAGGAAAAAUUGUGUAAAGAUGCUAAAAUUGCAAUUUCCUUGAUAAAGGAUUCAUUAUUCUGUCAUGAACAAAUAAUACCUAGUUGUGCCGAAACCUACAGUUUUGAGAACUCUCAGAGAGAUUCCAUCUACCCAUCAUUUUUUAAUGAAUAUCAGUGUAUAGAUAAUGAGGAAGAACCUUACAUGCAUAAUAAUACUAGGCAGGCCUUUAGGAUGGGCUCGCUAUUAAGUAAUUGCCAAGGUAUUUACAUUCAGAAGAGAGCAUAUCAAUCUGCAGAACAUGGAGUAAAGUAUAACAGAGGAUCACUCCACAGAGAACAGCAGAGGGCUCAGAUUCCAGAAAACCGUUGCCCGUGCAGUAACUGUGGACAAGUCCUUGAGGAAUCGUCAAACAUUAUCAGGCACGACGGUGUCCACAUUGGAGAGAUGACUUACAAAUAUAAGGAGAUUGGGAAAACUUUUAAACAUUUCUCGAAAGUGAUUAAACAUCGGAGAACUCACACUGGUGAGAAAGCUUGCAGAUGUAAAGAAUGUGGGAAAGCCUUCAGUCAGUCUUCGCCCCUAGAUUAUCAUGAGAGGAUCCAUCCUGGACAGAAACCAUAUGAAUGUACAGAAUGCAGCAAAUCCUUUACUUGUUUUUCAGGUCUUUCUAUCCACCUGAGAAUUCAUACGGGAGAGAAACCUUACAAGUGUAAAGAAUGUACCAAAUCCUUUAGUUUUCGCACAAGUCUUAUUGUGCACCAGAGAACUCAUACGGGAGAGAAACCCUACAAAUGUAAAGAAUGUGGCAAAACCUUUAAGUGGGGUUCAUGCGUUACAGAACAUGAGAGAAUUCAUUCUGGACAGAAACCUUACAAAUGUAAAGAAUGCAGCAAAUCUUUUACUCGUUCAUCACAUCUAACUGAGCACCUGAGAAUUCAUACAGGAGAGAAACCUUAUAAGUGUCAGGAAUGUGGCAAAGCUUUUAGGUGGAGCUCCAAACUUACUGAACAUCAGAGAGUUCAUUCUGGACAAAAACCUUACAAAUGUGAAGAAUGUGGCAAGUCCUUCACUUACUUCUCAAGUCUUUUUGAGCACAGGAGAAUUCAUACAGGAGAGAAACCUCACAUGUGUGAAUUAUGUGGCAAAGCCUUUAUAUGCAGGUCACACCUUUCUCGGCAUCGGAGAAUUCAUUCUGGACAGAAGCCUUACAAAUGUGCAGAAUGCAGCAAAUCCUUUACUUGUUCCUCAAGUCUUACUGUGCACCUGAGAAUUCAUACAGGAGAGAAACCUUACAAAUGUGAGGAAUGUGGCAAAGCAUUUAUAUGCAGGUCAUUCCUUACUCAACAUCAGAGAACUCAUUCUGGACAGAAUCCUUACAAAUGUAAAGAAUGCAGCAAAUCCUUUGCUCGUUCCUCACGUCUUACUAUGCACCAGAGUAUUCAUACAGGAGAGAAACCUUAUAAGUGUAAAGAAUGUGACAAAGCCUUUAUAUAUUCAUCAUCUCUAAGUAAACAUAAGAAAGUCCAUACUGUAUAGAAAUAUCACCACUGUGAAGAAUGUAGCAAAGACUUUAGUUAUUCAUUAUAUCUAAAUGCACAUAAGAAAAUCCAUAGUGGUGAGAGACCUUAUAAAUGUAAAGAAUGCAGAAAAUCUUUUUAUGUACCUCAAAACUUACUCUCCACCAGAGAAUUUAUACAAGACAGAAACCUUACAAAUGUAUGGAAUGUGGCAAAGCCUUUAACCUGUUCUCAAGCCUUACUGCACACCAGAGAACGCAGCAUAUACUGGAGACAUCCUUGAUCUACCCACUGAUGUAGAAGUUUUGUGUAAAGCAUAAAAUGUAGAGAUCCUGGAAAUUUCCCAAUGGGAGAAAAGUACAAGUAGAGAGUGGGAAAGCUCUCACCCGUCCCUCAAAUAUUAUUGUAUAUGAGAAAAUUCACAGCGGAGAGAAAACACCUAUAUGAUUUAUGUCGGAAGACCUUGAUCAAGACAUUCACCAUAAAAACAUGAGAGUCUUCAUCAUGGAAAGAAACUACAGGAGCAGAAUAUGUGGGAAAAUAGGGAAAAUAUUUAACUGAACAUCUGAAUUAACCUCAAAUGAUUUACAUAAGAAAGGACUAAGACACCACAUUUUUUUCAGAGGUGACUCAAAGUAUUUAUUACAAAAUUGUCAGGUAAUUGAUUAUAAUUUGUGUCAGUGAGAGGAUGGAUUUUGGAUAGUAUAAUAUUAACAUGUUUCUUGUUUUGACAUUAUCUGAGACUUUGAAAAUCUGGUAUUAUGGAUGUCGUUGACCACUCAUUUCAGUUGUCACUGUGCACCCUCUCCUAAUAUUUGUGAUCAUGUGUUCCGGUUGUUGCCGAGGAGAGCGAGAGCCCCUCCUCUGCGAGGUGUGCAUCAUCCGUCAUUUCUCUUCCCAGCAGUACCAAUAACACUUCGGUGUAAAAUGUGUUCAGGAAAGCUAAAUAGAGGUGCUUUUCAAAUGGUGAGUUUUCAUGAGGUUUAAGUAAGUGUGAAUUAUACCAUCAGGGAAUCAUUCUUAUGUAUUUAAGAAAUAUCUAAAUUUCAGAAAUGAAUCGUUAUACCUGUUUCUCAUUAAGGACAGUCCACUGGCUAUUCCUUUAAAAUGCUGGGACAGGAGCCAUGGUGACAUGAGUACAACAGUGGAAAUCUCCUCCCAAAAACAUACAUAUUUUUGAAAAUACAACAAAUACAACUAUUCGUAAAAGAGACCAGAAGAUACAGGACAACAUCCAGACCACAUCCGCACCUGAGAGAACCCAGCGCCUGGUGAAGGGGGUAAGAUACAAGCCCCGGCCCGGCAGGACCAGAGCACCCCUCCCCCCAGCUCCCAGCGGGAGGAGAGGAGUCGGAGCUGGAGGGAGACAGAGCCCAGGACUGCCGAACACCCAGCCCCCGCCAUCCGGGCCAGAGCGCAGACACAGGGCGUGGUGUGCUGGAUACUAGGGAAACAGGGCAGCAAGACCUGUGGGGGGUCCCUGCAGCCGGCACACCUGGGACAAAAAAAAGCGAGUGCUCUUUGAACGUCUUAAAGGGACAGGGGCCCCACAGCUGGACGGAAGCAUCCUGGGACACUCAGCCUAGCAGCUGGGAAUCCAGGGAAACCCUUGGUGCACUAACCCCGUGGGCGACAGGGCAGCUCUAGGGCCCCUCACGGUAAUAAACAGCCUCCCGCCCCUCCCCCCUCUGGUGCGGCCUCGCCAUAGCGAAUAGCAGCCGGGGCUGGCCACGCCCACAUCAGCCACACGCAGCUGCACAGCGGCCCCGGCAAGAAUCAGACCCGGUCUGCACGCAGCUGCCCAGCACAAGCCGCUAGGGGUCGCCGUUCUCCCAGGAGAGGAACGCGAGGAGCCGGCAGGAAGGGGUUUUGUUCUCACAGCUGACGCGCACCGUCUGCCCAUCGCCACGAAAAGGCAGGAAAUUUUGAUUCAGACCAGAAUCACACAGACAUCCUCCCCUGAGAGGGAACCUGGGGAGAUAGACCUAAAUAUCUUCCUGAAAAAUAAUUCAAAGUAAAGGUCAUAACCAUGCUGAUGGACUUGCAGAGAAAUAUGCAAGAGCUAAGGAGGGAGAAUACAGAAAUAAAACAAGCUCUGGAAGGACUUCGAAGCAGAAUGGACGAGGUGCAAAUGGCCAUUGAUGGAAUAUAAAUCAGAGAACAGGAACGCAGAGAAGCUGAUGCAGACAGAGAUAAAAGGAUCGACAGGAAUGAAAGAAUAUUGAGAACUGUGACCAAUCAAAACACAGCAAUAUCUGCAUUAUAUGGGUACCAGGAAGAAGAAGAGAAAGAAAAAAGGGAUAGAAAGUGUAUUUGAAGAAAUAAUUGCUGAAAACUUUCUCAAACUGGGGGAGGAAAAAGCCUCUGAGACCACAGAAGCACACAGAACUCCCAACACAAGGGACCCAAGGAGAACAAAACCAAGACACAUAAUAAUUAAAAUGGCAAAGAUCAAGGACAAGGACAGAGUAUUAAAGGCAGCCAGAGAGAAAAAAGGUCACUUGCAAAGGAAAACCCAUCAGGCUAUCAUCAGCCUUCUCAACAGAAACCUUACAGGCCAGAAGAGAAUGGCAUGAUAUAUUUAAUGCAAUGAAACAGAAGGGCCUUGAAACAAGGGUACUGUAUCUAGCAAGAUUACCAUUUAAAUACAAAAGAGGGAUUAAACAAUUUCCAGACAAGCAAAAGUUGAGGGAAUUUCCCUCCACAGACUGCCUCUACAGGGAAUUUUAGAGGGAUUGCUCUAGAUGGGAGCACUCCUAAGGCUAAACAGAUGUCACCAGAGAAAAUAAAAUCACAGCAAAGAAAGCGGAACAGUCAAAUACUAACUAAAGGCAAAAAAUAAAAUCAACUACCCACAAAAGCAGUCAAAGGAAACACUAAAGAGCACAGAAUAAAACACCCAACAUAUAAAGAAUGGAGGAGGAGGAACAAGAAGGGAGAGAAAUAAUCAUCAGACAGUGUUUAUAAUAGCCCAAUCAGUGAGUUAAGUUAGAUAGUAAGAUAGUAAAGAAGCUAACCUUGAACCUUUGGUAACCAUGAAUCUAAAGCCUGCAAUGGCAAUAAGUACAUAACUUUCAGUAAUCACCAUAAAUGUAAAUGGACUGAAUGCACCAAUCAAAAGACAGAGUAAUAGAAUGGAUAAAAAAGCAAGACCCAUCUAUAUGCUGCUUACAACUCACCUCAAAACCAAAGACAUGCACAGACUAAAAGUGAAGGGAUGGAAAAAAAUACUUCAUGCAAACAACAAGCACAAAAAAGCAGGUGUUGCAGUACUAGUAUCAGACAAAGUAGACUUCAAAACGAAGAGAGUAACAAGAGAUAAAGAAUGACAUUACAUAAUGAUAAAGGGCUCAGUCCAAGAAGAGGAUAUAACCUUUAUAAAUAUAUAUGCACCUAGUACAGGAGCACCAGCAUAUGUGAAACAAAUACUAACAGAAUUAAAGGAGGAAAUAGAAUGCAGUGCAUUCAUUCUGGGAGACUUCAACACACCACUCACUUCAAAGGACAGAUCCACCAGACAGAAAAUAGGUAAGGACACAGGCACUGAACAACACACUAGAACAGAUGGACCUAAUAGACAUCUACAGAACUCUACAUCCAAAAGCAACAGAAUGUACAUUAUUCUCAAGGGCACAUGGAACAUUCUCCAGAAUAGACGACAUACUAGGCCACAAAAGGAGCCUCAGUAAAUUCCAAAAGAUUGAAAUCCUACCAACAGCUUCUCAGACCACAAAGAUAUAAAAAUAGAAAAAAUUUUACAAAGCAACAAAAAGGCUCACAAACACAUGGAGGCCUAACAACAUGCUCCUAAAUAAUCAAUGGAUCAACGAACAAAUCAAAAUGGAGAUCCAGCAAUAUAUGGAAACAAAUGACAACAACAACACAAAGCCCCAACUUCUGUGGGACACAGCAAAAGCAGUCUUAACAGGAAAGUACAUAGCAAUCCAGGCAUAUUUAAAGAAGGAAGAACAAUCCCAAAUGAAUAGUCUAAUGUCACAAUUAUCGAAAUUGGAAAAAGAACAAAUGAAGCCUAAGGUCAGCAUAUGGAGGGACAUAAUAAAGAUCAGAGACGAAAUAAAUAAAAUUGAGAAGAAUAAAAUAAUAGAAAAUAUCAAUGAAACCAAGAGAUAAUUCUUCGAGAAAAUAAACAAAAUAGAUAAGCCUCUAGCCAGACUUAUUAAGAGAAAAAGAGAGUCUACACACAUCAACAGAAUCAGAAAUGAGAAAGGAAAAAUCAUGACGGACCCCACAGAAAUACAAAGGAUUGUUAGGGAAUACUAUGAAAACCUAUAUGCUAACAAGCUGGCAAACCUAGGAGAAAUGGACAACUUCCUAGAAAAAUACAACCUUCCAAGACUGACCCAGAAAGAAACAGAAAAUCUAAACAGACCAAUUCCCAGCAAUGAAAUUGAAGCAGUAAUCAAAAAACUACUCAAGAACAAAACCCCCUGGCCAGAUGGAUUUACCUCAGAAUUUUAUCAGACAUACAGAGAAGACAUAAUACCCAUUCUCCUUAAAGUUUUCCAAAAAAGACAAGAAGAGGGAAUACUUCCAGACUUAUUCUAUGAUGCCAGCAUCACCCUAAUACCAAAACCAGGCAAGGACACCACCAAAAAAUAAUAAAACUACAGACCAAUAUCCCUGAUGAACAUAGAUGCAAAAAUACUCAACAAAAUAUUAGCAAGGUGAAUUAAAAAAUACAUCAAGAGGAUCAUACACCAUGACCAAGUGGGAUUCAUCCCAGGGAUGCAAGGAUGGUACAACAUUAGAAAAUCCAUCAACAUCAUCCACCACAUCAACAAAAAGGACAAUAAUCACAUGAUCAUCUCCAUAGAUGGUGAAAAAGCAUUCGACAAAAUUCCACAUCCAUUCAUGAUAAAAACUUUCAGCAAAAUGGAUAUAGAGGGCAAGUACCUUAACAUAAUAAAAGCUAUAUAUGAAAAACCCACAGCCAACAUCAUAUUGAACAGCGAGAAGCUGAAAGCAUUUCCUCUGAGAUCGGGAACAAGACAGGGAUGCCCACUCUCCCCACUGUUACUCAACAUAGUACUGGAGGUCCUAGCCAUGGCAAUCAGACAAAACAAACAAAUACUAGGAAUCCAGAUUGGUAAAGCAGAAGUUAAACUGUCACUAUUUGCAGAUGACAUGAUAUUGUACAUAAAAAACCAACCCUAAAGACUCCACUCUAAAACUACUAGAACUGAUACAGGAGUACAGCAAAGUUGCAGGAUACAAAAUUAACACACAGAAAUCUGUAGCUUUCCUAUACACUAACAGUGAACUAAGAGAAAGAGAAAUCAGGAAAACAAUUCCAUUCACAGUAGAAUCAAAAGAAUAAAAUACCUAGGAAUAAACCUAACCAAGGAAGUGAAAGACCUAUACCCUGAAAACUAUAAGACACUCUUAAGAGAAAUUAAAAGGUCACUAACAAAUGGAAACUCAUCCCAUGCUCUUGACUAGGGAGAAUUAAUAUCAUCAAAAUAGCUAUCCUGCCUAAAGCUAUAUACAGAUUUGAUGCAAUCCCUAUCAAACUACCAACAGCAUUCUUCAAUGAACUGGAAGAAAUAGUUCAAAAAUUCAUAUGGAAACACCAAAGACCCUGAAUAGCCAAAGCAAUCCUGAGAAGGAAGAAUAAAAUGGGGGGGGGGUGAUCUCUCUCCCCAACUUCAAGCUCUACUACAAAACCCUAGUAAUCAAGACAGUUUGGUACUAGCACAAGAACAGAGCCACAGACCAGUGGAACAAAAUAGAGUCUCCAAACAUUAACCCAAACAUAUAUGGUCAAUUAAUAUACAAUAAAGAAGCCAUGGACAUGAAAUGGGAGAAAUGACAGCCUCUUAAACAGCUGGUGUUGGCAAAACUGGACAGUUGCAUGUAAGAGAAUGAAACUAGAUCUCUGUCUAACCCCAUACAGAAAAGUAAAUUCAAAAUGGAUCAUAGACCUGGAUGUAAUUCAUGAAACCAUAAAACUCUUAGAAAAAAACAUAGGCAAAAAUCUCUUGGACAUAAACAUGAGUGACUUCUUCAUGAACAUAUCUCCCCGGGCAAGGGAAACAAAUGCAAAAGUGAACAAGUGGGACUAUAUUAAGCUGAAAAGCUUCUGUACAGCAAAGGACACCAUCAAUAGAACAAAAAGGCAUCCUACAGUAUGGGAGAAUAUAUUCAUAAAUGACCUAUCUGGUAAAGGGUUGACAUCCAAAAUACAUAAAGAGCUCACUCACCUCAACAAACAAAAAGUGAACAAUCCAAUUAAUAAAUGUGCAGAGGAGCUGAACAGAUAGUUCUCCAAAGAAGAAAUUCAGAUGGCCAACAGACACAUGAAAAGAUGCUCCACAUCGCUUGUCAUCAGAGAAAUGCAAAUUAAAACCACAAUGAGAUAUCACCUCACAUCAGUAAGGAUGGUUACCAUCCAAAAGACAAACAACAACAAAUGUUGGCGAGGCUGUGGAGAAAGGGGAACCCUCCUACACUGCAGGUGGGAAUGUAAAUUAGUUCAACCAUUGUGGAAAGCAGUAUGGAGGUUCCUCAAAAAGCUCAAAAUAGAAAUAUCAUUUGACCCAGGAAUCCCACUUCUCGGAAUUUACCCUAAGAAUGCAGCAGCCCAGUUUGAAAAAGACAGAUGCACCCCUAUGUUUAUUGCUGCACUAUUUACAAUAGCCAAGAAAUGGAAGCAACCUAAGUGUCCAUCAGUAGAUGAAUGGAUAAAGAAGAUGUGGUACAUACACACAAUGGAAUAUUAUUCAGCCAUAAGAAGAAAACAAAUCCUACCAUUUGCAACAACAUGGAUGGCGCUAGAGGGUAUUAUGGUCAGUGAAGUAAGCCAGGCAGAGAGACAAGUACCAAAUGAUUUCACUCAUAUGUGGAGUAUAAGAAAAGGAAAACUGAAGGAACAAAACAGGAGCAGAAUGACAGAACCCAAGAAUGGACUAACAGUUACCAAGGGGAAAGGGACUGGGGAGGAUGGGUGGGAAGGGAGGGAUAAGGGCAGGGAAAAAGAAAGGGGGCCUUACGAUUAGCAUGUAUAAUGGGGGGGCAUGGGGAGGGCUGUGCAACACAGAGAAGAGAAGUAGUGAGUCUACAGCAUCUUACUAUGCUGAUUUACAGUGAUUGUAAUUGGGUUUUUUGGGGGGACCUGGUGAAGGGGGAAGCCCAGUAAACAUAAUGUUUUUCAUGUAAUUUUAGAUUAAUGAUAUCAAAAUUUAUAAAUAAAGGAGAAUGAGUGUUUCCAUCA
Messenger RNA from Manis pentadactyla (Chinese pangolin), 9774 nucleotides. RefSeq names its product zinc finger protein 345-like. Lineage: Eukaryota; Metazoa; Chordata; Mammalia; Pholidota; Manidae. Bases 202 to 2562 code for a protein of 786 amino acids. The record is from RefSeq and is a predicted model, not a curated record. Gene Ontology annotation, biological process: regulation of transcription by RNA polymerase II. The transcript has 3 exons. Gene Ontology annotation, molecular function: DNA-binding transcription factor activity; RNA polymerase II cis-regulatory region sequence-specific DNA binding.